ACGGAGGGAGGAGGGAGGGGGAAACGGCGUAUGCUUGUAUACAACCCUGAUUUCCAUUUUUUUCCCAACUCGUAAUGUAUUUAAUUCAAGUGAAACGUAAUCAUGACGUGUCGUGUCAUUAAUCUCCUCGCCGCCUCUCCCAAAAUUAAAGGAGGAGGCUGCCACAGAAGUGUGUCCCCAGUCAGCCGAGACACUAGAGAAUGGCAUAACAUCACACACACUUCUGAGAAUGGAUUCUCCGCCAGAGUGUGUGUUGUCUCUUUCUUGUGAGCAGCCCCAGUCUCCCCCAACACUGCCAUCCCUGGACCACAGCCCCCAGGCCUCUUUUCCUCACACCCAGUUCUCUCUACCCAACAGCCCUGUUGUCCUGCCAAUUCACAGCCCUGAACCUUCCCCUCAGAGCCCAGACACCACGCCUUAUUUCCCCCUCUCUCCCUUCCCCCUCCACGGGGACAACAAUCACCACGAUGUUGAUGAAGAAGAUGAUGCAGAAGGCCUGGAUGGAGUUCCUCCGUCCCCAACCCCAGCAGUGGCUCUUUUCCCAGGAGGAGGGGGACAAGAAGCUGCAUGCAGCCCUUGUUUGGACUCCUCUCCACCAGCCACACCAUCAGCCCCAAUCCUGGGGUUUGGAGCCCUGGAGCUGGCCCUCUCAUCUGGGCAGAGUGGAAACUGCAACGACGAGCUAGACCUCCAGCUGUUCCAGAAAGAUACUGUUACCAGGGCGAUACCUGGAGUGGGAGGGGCUUCACCAGGGCCUGCGCUCAGGUUUCCCUGUCAUGUAUGCGGAAAGAGAUUCCGAUUUCAAAGCAUUUUGUCUCUUCAUGCCCGAGCUCACAGUCUGGACCGAGACCGCCGAGCUUCAGCUCUAUACCGGACUGGACUCCCCUCAGCACCCCUGAAGCAGCACCUCAAAAUUCAACAGAACCACAAAGACUUAAUCCAGAAUCACAGAAGUCACCCAAACCAGCGUAUACUGCCAGGGACUCUCAUUCAACAUCUCACAGAAGAGGAUGUUAAUGGUGAGGUCAAAGGUCUAGAAAACGGCCUACAGACAGACCAGAACCCAAACUUUUUACUGGAUGACAGCACACCAUUGACCCCUCCACUUACAGAGGACCCUGUUUCUGUGACCCCUCCCUAUUCUUCUACAAUUGGGGAGGGUGCAUCUACUCCUAUAGCACCUACGUUUCGCUGCCAUGCCUGCAAAGGAAAAUUCCGUACGGCUUCGGAGUUGGCGCGCCAUGUCCGCAUUCUUCACAACCCGUAUAAAUGCACUCUUUGUCCUUUCUCUGCCAGCCAAGAAGAGAGCCUGGCAUCCCACUUGCAGGAGUGCCACCCUCCCCCUGAGGUACCUGCUCUGCCACCAGCCUUCAAUUCAAGGGGCAUCAUUACAACUCCUGAUACUCCUGUGCCCACCCCGACCCAUACCCCAGCUCCAACCCCAAGUACAGCACAGGUGACAGCAGCAGCUACAGCGGCUGCAUCCCCGGCACUGCCAGCAUUUCGCUGCGAUACUUGUGGGCAGCGGUUUACCCAGUCUUGGUUCCUCAAAGGACACAUGCGAAAGCACAAGGACUCCUUGGACCAUAAGUGCCAGGUUUGUGGCCGUGGCUUCAAAGAGCCUUGGUUCCUCAAAAACCACAUGAAAGUACAUCUCAACAAGCUUGGGCUGAAGGCAGGACUGGGGCCCCUUGGGGGACCAGGAGGUGCAGAGCAGCAAGCCAAAGGCUCUGCUAAUAAUCAGUCUCUCAAUGCCCUAUAUUCGAGCCUCCUUCUCGCCCAGCAAAGAGGUGGUAGAGGUGGACAAGGAAGAUCAGAGAGAGAAAGUGGAGGAAGAAUGGGCAUGGGUUCAAGCAAGUCAGCCAUUCUGGGCUACCUCGGGUUGCCCAAUGAUGGCAGUGGGGCCAGCUGCAUGGAGAGACUUCAAGCAGUGGCUCAGGUGGCGGAGAUGGGAAAUGGUGGUGGUGGUGGCGGCAUUGGCGGCUCAGGAGUAGGGGACCCAGGAAGAGGAGGGGGAGCAACCAGAGGAGGGGGCACAGGUGAGACUACCACAUCAAUUUCAGAAGGAGGAGACCAGGCAACUUGGUGGCAGCUGGUGGCUCGCAGCCUGGCAGUAGCUCAACAGCAGCAGCAACAGCAACAGCAGCAGCAGCAGCAGCAGCAGAGGUCCCACCAGCGAGGCCAGCAACAAGGCCAGCGAGGCACAGGUCGGAGCUCGGUGAUCACAGAGGCCGAACAAGUCAGAGCCUACCUUGGAGGCCUGGAUCCAAGAGAAGAGUCUGGUGGAGCAGGAGGGCCAUGGGAAUGCCCAGACUGUGGAAAGCUAUUCCGCAGCCUGCAGCAGGUGGUGGUUCAUGCUCGUGUUCACACUCAGAGGCCCCAGAAAGGAGGUGGUGGCGAAGAGGAGGGGAGUGGUAGUCGCAGAGGAUCAGGGCUAGGAAGACGAGGUAGCGGUGAAGUGAGGCAGGAAUCUCAGCUACACAGUAGUGGAUCCCAACAAACCGGAGAUGUGAGACAGGAAUCAAAACUGCACAGUGGUGGAUCACAUCAAGCAGGAGGAUCUGCGGGGUUUCACUCUAUCAUCUCAAGCCUCAAAGGAGAAAAUGGCUUGACAGCAGUCUCCUCCAUACCUUCAGUUCCCACCAGGGAGCGAGUGCGUGGUAGAGGGAUAAAAGACUGCCCCUACUGUGGUAAAGCCUUCCGCUCUUCACACCAUCUCAAAGUGCACCUGAGAGUUCACACAGGUGAGAGACCCUACAAAUGUCCCCACUGUGACUAUGCCGGUACCCAGUCGGGCUCGCUGAAGUACCACCUCCAGCGGCACCACAGGGAGCAACGCAACGCCUUGUCAGCCUCCUCCAAUUCUUCCUCUAGCGGUCUCACCUCCACUAUCCACAGUCUGACCUCUGGAACCUCUGGACUGGCCAAGCAGCGCCGAUCCCAGCUCAACCACUGUCCAGUCAGCCGAGGCCCAACCGACCCCACCUCCCAGCCCGGCCAGCAGUCCUGGCUCCUUGGGGUUCCAGACCAGCGAGAGCAUCGGAAGGCCUUGGCGGCUCUAAGGGAUGUCGACUUGGAGACCCAGUACAGGUAUCUAUCUGGGGUGAUGGGGGCCCUUUACCAAGGUGGAAUGGAAGGAGGCUGGAUUAGAGAGUCUCCCCCACCGAAGGCCCCUAAAGUGUCCCGUCGUAAGCCCCUUACUACUAGCCGAAUGGUUCAGUCGUCGAGUGACAAGGAGGGGCCUGCGCUUUCAACUCAAGAGGGGGGUUUUGAACCACUGGAUCUGUCCCGUCGCCCCUCACCUGGCCUUGGAGGCGUGGAGGAGGAUGGAGGCAUGAGUGUAGGGGAGGGAGGAGGUGUUGGUGGUGGGGAUGGCGGAGGGGAUAGUUCAACAGGGAUCAAACUGAGCCAGUGUUUGUUCUGCCCUUUCCGUACAUCUUCAGCAGAGCUGAUGGCCAUGCACCUGCAGGUCAACCACACCAGUAAGUCCAGGCGCAAAAGAGCCCCUUCUACCGCCUUGGAUGAUGAUGGAGCCCCAAAGGCCACCAAGCCCCGGAUGGAUCAGUCUGAUCUUGACUCUCUGACAAUAUGGAGGCAUGUUACUGAGGCAGAGUCCCAGGCACCACUCGGGGAAUGGUCCUCAAUGCAGACCAAGACCCUGAACGGGCUCUCUCCGGCUACAGACGACCAUCUGGACGACAUCCUCGACCACCCAGACGUGGCAUCAGUAUCCAAGAAUGUAAGAGACCGUCUGGCACUCAAGGGAACGAUGGAGGGGGAUGAGGAAGAGCAAGAGGAUGAAUUGGAAGAUAUUUUGGAGAACAGCAGUCUGGAGGAUUCGGAGGACCAGGAUCUGAGGAUGUCCCUGGCUCUUUCACCAGCCCUGAGCUCCAACCACAUGGUUGGAGAGGAGGAAAGAGUCUUAACAGAUUAAAAUCCUUUGGGAUGACAUCAUUUAAAUUGA
Messenger RNA from Perca fluviatilis (European perch), 3964 nucleotides. RefSeq names its product zinc finger protein 219 (gene znf219). Gene Ontology annotation, molecular function: RNA polymerase II cis-regulatory region sequence-specific DNA binding; DNA-binding transcription factor activity, RNA polymerase II-specific. The transcript has 5 exons. Gene Ontology annotation, cellular component: nucleus. Gene Ontology annotation, biological process: regulation of DNA-templated transcription. NCBI's taxonomy places the organism in Eukaryota, Metazoa, Chordata, Actinopteri, Perciformes, Percidae. Bases 230 to 3934 code for a protein of 1234 amino acids. The record is from RefSeq and is a predicted model, not a curated record.